ACUCCCAGCAUGGACUCCUGGAACUCUCGCGAGAACUCGUCCGCCCGCAGUGUGAGAUUAGUGCAACUCUCGCGAUGUUCCGGCCUCUUCCUUGGCCGUCGUUGACAGAGAGACAAAGGCCAUGUUCAGUACCAGCGCCAAAAUAGUGAAGCCCAAUGGCGAAAAGCCGGACGAGUUUGAGUCUGGGAUCUCCCAGGCUCUCCUCGAGCUGGAGAUGAACUCUGACCUGAAGGCUCAGCUGAGAGAGCUGAACAUCACUGCAGCAAAGGUGAGAAGCGUUUCCACUCAAAUCGUGUCGAUCGAUCAAGAUCCGACGUGGACAUCCAGCGAGGUUGCUCUCCUGGCUCUGUCCUGGUGGCGUAUGGGAGCGUAGCCUCCAGGCUGAGACGUACAGUCCCGUUCCACGUCGUCGGAGACUAAGCUCUGUCCCCGGCCGGCUGGUCGGUGAGGACGGGCGUCCUGCAUAUUCCUACAUCUUCCCAGAGUCCCUCUGGGGCCGUUACUGGGGAGCUAAACCAUGCAGUGCACAUGAC
Molecule: messenger RNA, 533 nt
Organism: Larimichthys crocea (large yellow croaker)
Lineage: Eukaryota; Metazoa; Chordata; Actinopteri; Sciaenidae
Product: 40S ribosomal protein S7-like
Exons: 3
Coding region: 122-373 (83 amino acids)
Biological process (GO): ribosomal small subunit biogenesis; rRNA processing; translation
Cellular component (GO): 90S preribosome; small-subunit processome; cytosolic small ribosomal subunit
Molecular function (GO): structural constituent of ribosome
Source: RefSeq, a predicted model, not a curated record